Messenger RNA from Chara braunii, 724 nucleotides. NCBI's taxonomy places the organism in Eukaryota, Viridiplantae, Streptophyta, Charophyceae, Charales, Characeae. The record is from the annotation of a GenBank genome assembly.
CGUUGUUGAUUGUGCACUUUCACCAUGGUGACCACUAGGACGGGGUUUAGUACCACGCCCUACAGCGAGGAGCAAGAAGAGAGAGCUGCCGGCCUUUUGCGUGAAAGGAAGGAAAAGAUGGAGAAAAGGGAAUUAAUCAAGCAGGCCAAGAUGCUGGCCCUAAGGGAGGAACAAGAGGCAAAGAAGAGGCAAAUGAAGGAGGAGCUGAAGGAGCAGGAGGAGAAGAUGGCGGCUAUACAAGAGGAGGUGGAGAAAGAAGAAGAAGAGGAAGAAGUAGAGGAAGAAGAGCCAUUGGCGAGAAGGAGAGGGGAAGCGAGCACAAGCAAAGAAAUUGAGAUUGCAAGGAUUGCAUAAGAGUGGGCCGCACAUUUGGAGUUGGGGGAAGAUAGGGAGGCCGAGAUGGCCAUUCCCCAGGAAGAGAGAGAAGCAGCAAGGAGGCAGAUUGAGACGGAAAGGGACCCGGUGAGGAGAAAGGCGAAGGAGGAAGAACAGCAAAUGGCAUGGAGAUACAGGCUGUCCCAAGAGAGGGUAAGACGAUUGGAAGCGGCGGAAAAGGCGGAGAAGGAUCUGAAAGCGGUGGAGACUAGGAUGGGAAAAAUUAGGGAAGAGACGGAGAUAGCUACUAAGCUCAACACCCUGACUGAGAGCGUACAAUCUUUACUAAUUGCACACCACGAAUAGGCGCAGUCUAUUCGAAGUUUAGAAGUAAAGGUAGAUGCAAUGC